AAAAAUAUCACAAAAAACACUAUUUGGCAAGGAUGCUUGAGCUAUAAAAUCCCAUGUUAGUCUAGAAGUUGCACACACGCCAUCAUGUUUCGUCUGAAAACCUUGCUCCUGGUGGCUGCAGCAGCUGUGACUGUCGGCGCCCAGUGCCCCGAUACCUUCUUCGAGGCCGGGGGAGGAUGCUUCCACGUCGUAGACACCGGCGACACGGACAUCACCUGGGAAGACGCUCGGGAAACGUGCAUUGGCCUGAGCGACAGCAGCUGGACUGUGGACUUGGCUUCCCUCGACUCCACGGCGCAGCUCGAGGCCUUCGCGGAGGCGUGGGAUACAGUGGGGGCAGACUACAGGCCCUACGGCUACAUGUGGGUGGGCUUCACCCGUGAGACCGGGCAGUGGGCCAACCUGGACGGAGUGCCAAUAUCCCUCUACUCCAACAUGUGGCGCGAGAGUCACCCACACGACAUGACAUGACGUUACGUCUUCAUCGAGGACGUCACCAUGACCUCCGGCAUCGAGUCCCGCGGGCGCUUCUACGCCUCGUGCACGAUGAAGGACGCUCUUCAGAGGCGCUGUGCAGGGCUUUCCCGGCCUAAUCAAGACUUGAAUAAACACACUGUAAAUCGUGCUGAAUUUGAUUUCAGUUCAUCAUAA
Molecule: messenger RNA, 651 nt
Organism: Penaeus vannamei (Pacific white shrimp)
Lineage: Eukaryota; Metazoa; Arthropoda; Malacostraca; Decapoda; Penaeidae
Source: RefSeq, a predicted model, not a curated record